AUGAUUGACUGCCAUAAAUUUAAAAGGAUAGAAGAACGGCAGCAGCCAAUUUCUGUGGAGAUUGAAACUCAUGUGUCUGGUCGAGACAAAGACAAAGAGGUUUUACUUGAAUUGCUCCUCAAGAGUGAUGAUGAAGGAAAUUUUGUGAUUCCCAUCAUUGGUAUGGCAGGGAUUGGUAAGACAACCUUGGCCCAACUAGUUUACAAUGAUACUUGUGUUCAAAAUCAUUUUGACCUUAAAGCAUGGGUUUGUGUUUCUGAUGAUUUUGAUAUCACAAGAAUAACGAAAGCAAUUUUACAAUCAGUCAGUUUUGAGCCAAGUAAUGACAAUAACAUGACUUCACUUGAAGAAAAAUUAAAGAAAAAUUUAUCUGAGAAAAAAUUUCUGACUGUUUUGGAUGAUGUUUGGAAUGAGAAUUAUCAUAAUUGGACCAUUCUACAAUCUCCUUUUCUAACAAGGAUUCCAGGAAGCAAAGUUGUUGUGACAACACGAAAUCUUGAUGUUUCAGCUACAAUGGGUGCUUCUCAUGCUCAUUCUUUAAAAGUUUUAUCAGAGGAUGAUUGUUUAUCUGUAUUUGCUCAACAUGCAUUAGGAUCAACAAAUUUUGGAGGACAUCCCAACCUAGAAAAAGUUGCUAAGAAAAUAGUGAGAAAGUGCAACGGUUUGCCUUUGGCUGCUAAAACCCUUAAAGGCUUGUUACGUACUAAUGUUGACCACGAUGCUUGGAAAGAGAUAUUAGAGAGUGAGAUAUGGCAACUAUCAGAACAUCGCUGUGAAGGCUUUCUACAGGAAGCACGAGAUAAACAACACAUUAAAGAUUUGGGUCACAAGUACUUUAGAGAUCUACUAUCAAGGUCUCUUUUGCAAAUAUCCAACAAAGAUAAUUCUCGGUUUGUUAUGCAUGACCUCAUUAAUGAUCUGGCUCAAUCAGUUGCUGGAGAAAUAUGUUUUAGAAUAGAAGGUGAUAAGAAAAUUUCGAAGCAAGCUCGCCACUUAUCUUACAUAGGUAGCAAGUAUGAUGCCAUCAAAAAAUUUAAGGGGAUUUGUGAAGCCAAGCAUUGUCGAACCUUUUUGCCUUUGAGGUUGUCAAAUAAUAGAUGUUGCUAUGUAACCAACAAUGUUCUAACAUAUUUGUUGCCAGAUUUAAGGUGCUUGAGGGUCCUUUCUUUGAGAGGGUAUCAGAUCACAAUGUUGCCAGAUUUUAUCACAGAUUUAAAACACUUAUGGUAUUUAGAUUUUUCUGAAACUUUUAUUAAAAGCUUGCCCGAGUCCGUAAGUACCUUCUAUAAUUUAGAAACCCUUUUAUUAAUGGGGUGUGAGAAGCUUGAGAAGCUACCUACAGAGAUGGAACACCUGGUCAACUUAUGUCAUCUUAAUAUCAUCUGUGCACAUAGAUUAGAAGGCAUGCCAAGUAAUUUUGGUACAUUAACUGAUCUUCAAACAGUAUCCAAUUUUGUUGUGGGUAAAGGUGAGGGAUAUCAAAUAAGGGAGCUAAAGAAUUCAUCCAAUCUCAAAGGUCAACUUUGUAUUUCUGGGUUAAAGAAUGUUACUGAAACUCAAGAUGCAUGGAAGGUUAAGUUACAAGAUAAGGCAGGACUGGAUGAGUUAGAAUUGGAGUGGAGUGGAGACUUUGAUAAUAGAACGGAAGAAGUUGAGAAAAAGGUGUUGGAUUUGCUGCAACCUUCUAAAAAGCUUAAGAAGCUUGCCAUAAAAAACUAUUGUGGUGCAACAUUGGCAAAAUGGGUUGGAGAUUCAUCAUUCAAUAACUUACUUUCAUUUUGCCUCAAGGAUUGUCCAAAUUGCAUGUCACUGCCAUCAAUUGGGAAACUGCCAUUGUUGAAAGAGGUACGUAUCAAAGGAUUGUAUAGUGUAAGUGAUGUGGGAGUUGAGUUUUUCGGAGAAAACAAGCCAAAUGCAUUUCCAUCAUUGGAGAUUUUACAAUUUGAAGACAUGCCUAAAUGGGAGAAGUGGAGUUUUUGUGAAGUUGAUGAGGAAGCUAGGAGAUUUCCAAGACUUCGUGAGCUCCGUAUCACGAAUUGUCCCCAACUGUUGUGGACUAUGCCGAAAUGUCUUCCUUCGUUGGAGAUGCUUGUGAUUCAUGUUUGUGAGAAACUAGUAAUUUCAGUUUCAAGCCUUCCAAUGCUUUCAGUUUUAGAAAUUGAAGGGUGUGACAAGGUAGUGUACAAAGGGUUCGCAGAUCAAAGUUCAUUGAAAAGAGUUUCUUUUUCAAAACUUUCCAAAUUUAUUUGUGUAGCAGAAUGGUUGGUGUUAGGGUCAGUAAGAGUGAAAUCCCUUGAGUUGUGCUCUUUGCGAGAGAAUAAUUGGGGAUUGCUAACCCAAUCAAUGUCCUUGUGUAAUAUGACAAUUCAAAACUGGCCCCAACUUUUCUCCAUAGGGGCAGAUGAGGAAAGAGAUCAGCUGAUGCAAUUGAAGAUCCCUUGCAGAGUUGAACAGAUGAAAAUAUGGAAAUGUGAAGGGUUUAAAAAGCUAUCAGCAACCUUUCAAUCCAUCACAUCGCUUAGGGUGCUAGAGCUUUGGUCUUACCCGAAACUGAUUUCUCUUUCAAAAAGCAGUUUGCCUUUGAAUCUGAAAACGUUGGUGAUUGGUAAAUGGAAAAACUUGCGAUGCUUGUUGGAGGAGGGAGAAGAAUAUCAACAUCAGUAG
This is a messenger RNA of Theobroma cacao (cacao), 2664 nucleotides long. NCBI's taxonomy places the organism in Eukaryota, Viridiplantae, Streptophyta, Magnoliopsida, Malvales, Malvaceae. The record is from RefSeq and is a predicted model, not a curated record.